CACGAGUUGUUGUUUAACGCCGCGUUGGAAGUAGAAGAAGAAAGCAGCGGAAGAAGAAGCUCUAGUUUCGUUUCCGAUUGACCCACUUAGCUUCUCACAUUAGCAUCAGUUAAUAAUCUCUAUGUCUAACAAUGGAAUUGUCCGUUCUUAAAUUCGCACUUUGCAUUUUUUUGAUGGCUAGUUUCUGAUUUUUCACCCAAGAACAAAUACAAAACUUAGGAGCGUUGCCAGCUUGAAGUGUAACAAAGUAGACUAGCUGUUGUUAGCCACUUUGAUUUAGCUGGGCUGGCUGCGAUUAAAAUGAGCUGUCAAACGUAGGCUGCGUCGUAAAGUUGUUCGUGUGCCUGGGGUUGUCCGUACUAGCUGGCGGGUUAUUAACGAUUGCUGGCUGAUCAACGCUUACACAUUUAGCUACUUUAGCUUAGCUACGUUCAGCUUCGGAGCUCCUUUGGAUGUUCAGUGUGUCGGGAAGUGACUCUUCAGCCCCAUGUCUGCUGAGGCUUCAGUUGGCAGUCAUGCUGCCGACUCGGCCCAGUCCGCUGUUUCCCAGCCCGCCUGCCACAACACAGAUGAGCACAGAAAUCGGGGUCUGCUGGGGAGCAAGUAUGUCAAGUUAAAUGUGGGCGGCUCACUGCAUUAUACAACGGUCCAGACAUUAAGCAAGGAAGACAGUCUGCUGCGGAGCAUAUGCAAUGGAGGAACAGAGGUUACCAUAGACUCAGAAGGUUGGGUCGUUUUGGAUAGGUGUGGCCGACAUUUUGGGCUGGUUUUGAACUUCCUGCGAGAUGGCUCAGUACCACUUCCAGAGGACCACAGAGAGCUGGAUGAGGUUCUAAAGGAGGCCCAGUACUAUCAGGUCCAGGGACUCAUCCAGCAUUGCCUUACUGCCAUGCAGAAACAAAAGGAUGUCUUUGAAAGUGUGUGCCGCAUCCCCAUGAUCACCUCAGCCAAAGAAGAGCAGAAGAUGAUUGCCACUUGUAGAAAGCCGGUUGUAAAAUUGCAGAACAACAGAGGGAACAACAAAUAUUCUUACACCAGCAACUCUGAUGACAACCUGCUGAAGAACAUUGAACUGUUUGACAAGCUUGUGCUCCGAUUUAAUGGCCGAGUCCUGUUUGUCAAAGAUGUGCUUGGGGAUGAGAUCUGCUGUUGGUCUUUCUAUGGGGAAGGCCGCAAGAUUGCGGAAGUAUGCUGCACCUCCAUCGUCUACGCUACAGAGAAGAAGCAGACCAAAGUUGAGUUUCCUGAGGCUCGAAUCUUUGAAGAAACCCUCAAUAUCCUCAUCUAUGAGAAUGGCCGAGGAUCUGGUCCAGGAGGCUUACACCUUUUAGAUUCAAGAGGCUCAGGUUCAUCGCUGGGAGCUGGCCAGUCAGAGGAAGAGGGUGCUGUGGGAGGGGACAGACGAGUAAGACGGAUCCACGUAAGGAGGCAUAUAAUGCAUGACGAAAGAGGGCAUGGUCAGCAAACUGUGUAUAAGGACUAAAAAUGUGAAAACAUAAGGCGUGGUAGAGUGACUUGAUGUAUGUUCAUUUUUCGUUGAAUGCUAGCAGAAUGAAAUGGAUGUCCUUGAUCAUAGUAAUAACUAGGUAGUUAGUUAUUUCAUUAAAUGUUUUUAAAUGUCACUGCAGAAAUAUAGGAGUUGAUGACUGAUGUGCAACUGAAGUAAGAGUCGUUUGGAGAUGGAAAAUGCUUCUGUUUACAAGAAAACAAUGUGUACAUUAUUUAAAUAGGAAAUGUGUAAAAUUACCUGGGAUGUGGAACUGGCAUAAAUAUUACUUUGCAAAUAUUAAGGACAGACGGCCUACUGUUAAUGUAGGUGUUAAUGAUAUGCACUGGCAGCCUCUUUGUGUUUGACAUGUAGGAAACACUGUCAGUCAGUUUAUUCAGGUUGUGAAACAUCUGUUGCCUUUUCAUAAGUUGGACUAAGAUGCUGCCUCGACAGUGAUGAAGAGAGGAUGGUGAGGUUUAGCUUAGAUAUGUUAACACUGGAAUAAAACUGAGUAGCCAUUGUUAGUGAGGUUGUCCAUGAAUGAGAUUGUUGAGCAGCUCAAUUUUCUUUAUUUAAAUGUUUACUGCUGUUGCUUCAAGAUUUUUUUUUUUUAUUAAUUAAUUUAUGAAUCUAAUUUAUUGUUUGGUAUUUAACUUUUGUAUUGUAUGCAAUCUUUGUGUUAAUUAGUGCUCAAGUGAGUUUUAAUUUUUGGAAUGAUAUAAUGCACUCUAAAGCACACAGAUUUUGAAUUUACUCCUGUAAAUGACUAAAUCGUGAACUUAUAUUUCAGUUCUGUGUUUCAAAAGGAACACAGACCAUUUCUUUAAUAUUGUAUUUCAUUCUGAGCCAUGAUUUUUCCAUUACACUUUAUGUCUUAUACCAAACCACUGAAAUUUGUUCAAAGUAAUAGGCCAUACAUUGAUGAUAAAAUCAGUUAAUACUGGGUUGUAUUUUUAUUUCCCUCAGGGAGAGGAGAAGUAUUUUCUUUCUAAUAUUCACCAGUGUCUUGUGUAAACCUAAUCACUCUGAAUACUGAAAAAAAACAUUGAACGAGAGCAAUACGUGUCUCAGACCCUUUAUAAAAUCACCUUGGAAUACCUUAAAAUAUGCACUAAUAUAAUAACUUCCGUCCAAUAGUGGUCAUGGGAUUGUUCUGAAUAAAAUUACUUAUGAAAUCCAACUCAAGCUUAUUGGUCUUAUGUUUUUCUUCUUCCCUGAAGUAUAAUAAAGAAAUUAACUCAAACACAUACAUGAUACCAAAACAAGUGGACGUUACCCACAGGAUAUUCAUUACCGUGCUUACUUGAUAUGCUCCAAAACGUUUCAUUCAUUCAAACUGCUGAUUAUAGGACUGUGAUCUUUUCAA
This is a messenger RNA of Xiphias gladius (swordfish), 2855 nucleotides long. RefSeq names its product potassium channel tetramerization domain containing 13 (gene kctd13). Gene Ontology annotation, cellular component: Cul3-RING ubiquitin ligase complex. Gene Ontology annotation, biological process: proteasome-mediated ubiquitin-dependent protein catabolic process; negative regulation of Rho protein signal transduction; protein homooligomerization. The transcript has 7 exons. The record is from RefSeq and is a predicted model, not a curated record. Gene Ontology annotation, molecular function: ubiquitin-protein transferase activity; protein binding. NCBI's taxonomy places the organism in Eukaryota, Metazoa, Chordata, Actinopteri, Istiophoriformes, Xiphiidae. Bases 488 to 1483 code for a protein of 331 amino acids.